AUGGCGGCUUAUCAAGACCCGUGGGCACUAAAUCUCGUGGUAGACGAACUGGGCCAUCCCGGGCAAGACAUGACGAGGCAGACGCCUGGAGAUUCCGGCCUCCAGGACCCACACAUGGGACCAACAGGCGCUACUGCUCCUUUGGUGGCUGCCAGUGUUGGCCUCGGGCUCUCGUUUAAUGAAUUCACGGACAACGGAGACCCGGAAAUAUCGGGAUGGGCCGACAAACUGUACGAGCACCAACCGCUCCCAGAAUCUAGUCUCCCCACGUCAUUGAUUUACCCAUCGACCUUGGGAGAACCACCUACCAUGAGAACGGCAGGAACCACAAUCGUGGAAGAUCUGAUGAUGGCGUCCGCUGCUGCUACUACAACCGCCGCUGACGAUUCGUCAAAGAAAGGAAGAGUCAACACGAGGCCGUCGGCGGCCCUCGCUACUUCCGCGUCGUCCGUUGGGAACGUGACUAACAGGCUUUUGGCGGAUGCUCGUUCUGCUGCUGAUGGUGAUGCCGUUGGGCCUGCUGUCACUGCCGAGCAGCCAGGCUUGCUCGCGGCGUGCCGCACCACCAGGCAGGGGUCUGCUUCCUCCACUAUCAAGGCAUCGACGAACAAGCCGACCACGCCCGACUGCGCGGAGAGGAAGGAACCGGUGCCCAAGCGGCGAAAAUUGCACGCUUCUGCUGAACCUGUAGCGGCGGAUGUGGCGGCGGCGGCGACGACGGUGGCGAAGGCCGCGGCCACGGCAGGUUCCUUUUCUUCUUUCAAGGUCGAGGCGGCGACUUCGAUGAUCGCAGCGAGAACGAUAACUCCAGAUGGUCCUUUUUCGGCAACAUCACUGUCAUCGGCGGCGGCUGGAACAAGUGUGGAGAGAGGGCGGGGGCUACUUUCGAACACUUCGGUGUCGGCGGGCGCGGGAGGGACGGGCGGCAGGGGGUGGCGGAAGCAAGGAGGCGGCGGGGCACGCGGGGCCGUGCCCGCCAAGACCGCCGCGGCUAGCAUUCCGGAGUUUGACAUCUACGGCUUCAACGACACGUCCCACCAGGCGCAGUACGAGCGGAUGACCUUCCUUGAGCUCGCGAAGGCCGACAUGGAGCGCGUCAACCUGGAGCGCGACUUCCUGGACAAGAACGCCCGCUUCGACAACGCAAAGGUCGCCCACGCCAUGGUCCACGAGCGGUGGGCGAGGGCGAGAGCGGUCUUCGAGGGGACGUCCAGGGCGGCCAGCGUCUACUUCGUGGCGGAGCAGGAGGCGAAAAAGAGGCACGAGGCGGCCUGCCGCGACAAGCGGGUCGCGGAGGCGAGGGUGACCGAGGCCGAGGAGAGAUCGGCGCUCACCCGGGCGGUUGUCGAGGAGGCCGUGAAGACGCUCGACACCAAACGUGCGGCCAAGAGGCAGGCGGAGGCGGCCCUCCAGCAGGCUUUUGAGGCCAACGAAGUGGCCGAGAAGAGGGCAAAGGCGCCGGCGUCCGGAACGAGCGGCGCCAAAGGCGGCGACAACGGCUGCGGCGGCGGUGGAUUUUCUGGCGAGGGAUCUUUGUCGAACAAUCGGAAACGCGACGUCGACGGAACCCUGCCGCCAUCUACUGCGGUGACAAGAGCGAUCAACAAACGUGGCGACGUCCAGCAACAUGUUACGGCCAAGGGUCUGGGCAGUGUCGGUGAUGGCGACACGGAGAAAGAGGCCACUGCCGAGGAAGGACAACCCGCGGCAAAGCUCCCUGCGAUGAUGGGCGUCAACCCCCUGUCCGACGAGCAAGAGCGACAGUUUUACGUGAGGGGACUCGAGAUCGAGCGCCAGAUCAGGGCCAGAGUGGCGUCAUCGGCCGACAACAGCGUCGCAGCCAAGCAGGAAACACCGGCCACCACCACCACCACCACCGAAGCGGGAGAGCUAGCGUUUUUCGCGGCUGCCGACACCACCACGUUACAGCCACAAGCCGCGACCACCACGGCCACCGCCGCCCUCGAGCUCGCGCUUGAGGCGGUCGAUUCCGAGCUCGCCGCCGCCGAGGGGAGCAUGAAGACCGCCGCCGUCUCCGCGGGGCGUGCGACCGCCGAGCUUGACUCGGUCAGGCUCGCCCCCGACCUGCAGGGGGCCGUCCGGGCGGUGGCCGAGACCGCCGACGCCCACCGGGACGCUCUGGACAAGGCCGGGCUGUACGUGUCCUGGGUGAACAACGAGGUGCUCGCGCAGAGGGGCCUGCGGGCCUGGUCCGACAAGCUCUUGCGCGCCGCCGUGCUCGCCUGGGACGCCAGGGAGAAGGCCCGAAAGGCACUCAACAGGGCCGGGGAGAGGAUGUCGAGGGCGGUGUGCCUCCUGCAGGGGUUCCCGCGGGGCAAACAGAUGAACGUGUCCCGCCAUGCCCUUUUCAAGGCCGUCGUGGAGAACCAGCACCAGCUUUGCCAGCUCAACGCUCUGAAGCGGGAGGAGGAGGAAGAAGCUGCGUUGGUUGGAUGA
This is a messenger RNA of Ectocarpus sp. CCAP 1310/34, 2457 nucleotides long. The record is from the annotation of a GenBank genome assembly. NCBI's taxonomy places the organism in Eukaryota, Phaeophyceae, Ectocarpales, Ectocarpaceae.